AUGACUGUAGGUAUCACUAGAAAAUUAAACCGUACAAAACCGCAUAGAGAUGCACUUUUCAAGAAUUUAGUAACUCAGUUAUUUCAACAUGGUACCAUCAUCUCGACCCAUGAAAAAUGUAAAGAAGCAUCUCGUCUAGCUGAUAGACUGAUCACAAUGGGGAAGAAAAUUGCCUCAGAUGAUCAAAAUACUACGAAAUCAUCAUCCUUGUAUCUACCACAUAUACAAUCCAAACUAUUCUUAUCCGGAGAUAACUCUAAAUUAAUCUCUAAAUUGUUUAAUGAUAUCAUACCUGUAUUCAAAAAUAGAAAUGGUGGAUAUACAAGAGUUUUGAAAUUAGAAUCAAGAUUGGGUGAUCGUGCUGAUCAGUCCAUUUUGGAAUUAGUAGAUUUCUUACCAGUUAAGACGAAUUCCACUGAAAUGGGUCUUAAUAAGGGGAACAUGAAACUAUGGCUAUUAAUAAACAAUAUUGUCAAAAGUAAUCAUCUUAAUGAUGUUAAGGAUAUUACUUGGAAAAAUUUAUAUAAAAUAGGCCAGUUUAAAGAUAAGGAAACUUUCUCUAAUGAUAUUUUGCAAAUUACUAAAUUCUUAAAACUAAACGAAAAUAAUACAAAUGAUUGGAAUGAAUCAAAAGAAAUUGAUAACGUUAAUAAAAUUAUAGAGAAGAUUUAUUCGUUUAUUCCAAAUAAAUGUAAAACUGCAAGAAUUAAUGAAUUUCAAAAGAAAGGUUAUGUUAUAAUGGAUAAAAGACCGGAAAGACCAUCGCCGGAACAGCAACUCCAUUGA
This is a messenger RNA of Naumovozyma dairenensis CBS 421, 786 nucleotides long. RefSeq names its product mitochondrial 54S ribosomal protein bL17m (gene MRPL8). NCBI's taxonomy places the organism in Eukaryota, Fungi, Ascomycota, Saccharomycetes, Saccharomycetales, Saccharomycetaceae. The transcript has a single exon. Gene Ontology annotation, molecular function: structural constituent of ribosome. The record is from RefSeq and is a predicted model, not a curated record. Gene Ontology annotation, cellular component: ribosome; mitochondrial large ribosomal subunit. Bases 1 to 786 code for a protein of 261 amino acids. Gene Ontology annotation, biological process: translation.